Plutella xylostella (diamondback moth) is the source of this 2061-nucleotide messenger RNA. RefSeq names its product glass bottom boat (gene gbb). Gene Ontology annotation, cellular component: extracellular region. The record is from RefSeq and is a predicted model, not a curated record. NCBI's taxonomy places the organism in Eukaryota, Metazoa, Arthropoda, Insecta, Lepidoptera, Plutellidae. Gene Ontology annotation, molecular function: growth factor activity; cytokine activity.
GAGCGGGCAGGCCCCGGCAGUCGCAGCCAGUCUCGCGAUGUGUGCGCUCAGUGCGGCGUGGCGGUGCGCGUGCGUGCUGGCGCUCGCGGCGGCGGCGCGCGCGGCGCUCUCGGGCCUGUACAUAGACAAUGGUAUUGACCAGACGAUCAUCCACCACUCGAUGACGAAGCACGAGCGGCUGGUGGUGGAGCACGAGAUCCUGGACCUGCUGGGGCUGGGGUCGCGGCCGCGGCGCGCGCGCGCCCCCCCCGCGCGCUCCGCGGCGCCCAGCUUCCUGCUGGACGUGUACAAGCAGCUGGCGGAGGAGCCCGAGCAGGCGCGACCGACCCGCUCCUCCGAGCUCGCGCUGAGCGGCGACGAGCAGCAGGCCAUCGACCAGAGCGACCUCAUUAUGACAUUUCAAAGUAAAAAGCACCACCUGGGCGCGCUACGGCACGGGCACGGGAGGCACGUGUGGUUCGAGGUGGCGGGCGCGCCGGGCGACGCCUCCGCGCUGCUGACGGCCGAGCUGCGGCUGCACCAGUCCUCCACGGCUACUGAGAACCCUGGCGAGCUGUACACGGUUGUGGUGCAUCGGGUUAUUAGUGUGGACUCUAAAGGAGGCCUGCAGCUAGAGCGCGUGGUGGCCACCAACACGUCGGCCGGCGCGGAGGGCUGGCUGGAGCUGAACGUGACGGGCGCGCUGGGCGCCUGGCUCACCGCGCCCGCCGACAACCGCGGCUUCUUCGUCACCGUGCACCCGCACUCGCAGCCUGAACGCAACGUGAAGCCAGAAGAAGUGGGCCUGGAGGAGCGUCGCGGCGUGGCGGCGGAGGGCAAGCAGCCGUUCGUGGUGGCGUUCUUCAAGGGCGGCCCGAGGCUCGGCGCCGCGGACCCCGGCCCCCGGCGCAAGCGCGAGGCACGGCGGUGGCGCAGCCAGGGGUAUUCGGACAACUUUCUGAGGAAUCCACUUAAUGAUACUGCACACUGGACCACGAGGAGUUGUGAAAUUCAAACUCUGUAUGUCAGCUUCAAAGAUCUGGAAUGGCAGGACUGGAUAAUAGCGCCGGACGGCUACGGCGCGUUCUACUGCUCGGGCGAGUGCAACUUCCCGCUGAACGCGCACAAGAACGCCACCAACCACGCCAUCGUGCAGACGCUCGUGCAUCUGCUCAACCCCUCACAGGUGCCCAAGCCGUCGUGCGCUCCGAUCAAGCUGUCCCCGAUAUCCGUGCUGUACUACACCGACGACUCCAACGUCAUCCUGCGCAAGUACAAGAACAUGGUCGUCAAGAGCUGCGGCUGCCACUAGCUGCCUUACCACCACCACUAGGGGUGUAAUUAGUGAUAAAAUAAAAAUAAAAACAGGAUGAACCCCUGAGGCCUGUGUCAUAGUAAGGCCCCCCUUACUAUGCAACUUCUGUAACACUCUUUAUAGGAUCCAUAUUUCUGUUUGUGGUACUCUUUUAUUGCAGGGUGUUAAAUGUCACUAAUCGGGUUAGAUAUGUAUACAAGAUACAAUCGUCACUCGUCACUAAGGCGUUAAUUAAACCCUUACAACGUAUUUGUGAACUCGAUGAAAACGAGUCUAUAUCAUUAGUAGUUAGUAGUAUACGUUAUUAUGUAGUAGAUUGGCCACCUUUACCCAUCCAAUGUUAAAAUACAAAUACAUAAAGUUUUGUAAGUUCGUGGUGUUAAGCUGGGUAUACACUAAGUUCGGCGAUAUCUUAAGCGUCACGCUUCUGCAACUGCUACAAAUAGUGGAUACCUUGGCGCUACCGUGCUCAGUCGUUCAGGGCGGUUACAGGAGCACGGGCAUAAUGGAUACUCAGCUUUAAACGUCUCAGCUUUAAAAGUCACCCAGUCAGUAUACACUGUAUAGGUCUGUAUACCGUGUAUACGUUCAAUAGACUCUUACCAUCUCUUACCAAUUUAGGUAGCUCGAUGUACCAUGUCUACGUAGGUUAUUGAUGUAAGUAAAAAUAUUGUGCCAACAUUGAUUGAAGUCAUUUCUCAUUUGUUUAAGUUAGGAUAAGUAAAGAUUUUGUACAAAGUUUUUAAUAAAUUUUCAAGAAUACUCAA